Messenger RNA from Bacillus rossius redtenbacheri, 2328 nucleotides. RefSeq names its product farnesyl pyrophosphate synthase-like. NCBI's taxonomy places the organism in Eukaryota, Metazoa, Arthropoda, Insecta, Phasmatodea, Bacillidae. Gene Ontology annotation, molecular function: dimethylallyltranstransferase activity; (2E,6E)-farnesyl diphosphate synthase activity. The transcript has 8 exons. Gene Ontology annotation, cellular component: cytoplasm. Bases 23 to 1213 code for a protein of 396 amino acids. Gene Ontology annotation, biological process: trans, trans-farnesyl diphosphate biosynthetic process. The record is from RefSeq and is a predicted model, not a curated record.
GUUUGCGAGUUAUUCGAGAGGCAUGGCUGUUCAUUGCACACAAGCACUUUGCAGAACAAAGUUUAGCUGUGCCAGUUUCGCGGGAAGACGCAGGCUAGGGAGCAGAGCUGCUAACCUUGAUAAUAUUGACAAUUAUGUUGAGUUGGCAAAUGGAUCUGUAUUCUACAAACAAGAAUCAAACAACUUGAAAUGCACUUUCAGAUACAUCGUUUCUGACCUUGCGAAGUUGUAUGCAGACAUUCCUGAUGCUGCUGGAUCACUGGAGCAGGUGCUUGUUUACAAUGUCCCCGGAGGAAAGCUGUACCGUGCACUAACAUUUCUGCAUGCGUACACACAGCUGCUCCACAGAUGCAGUAUUCCUGAAGAUUCUCCAAAACAGAAGUAUAUUAUGGGCAUCUGCAUAGAACUGCUGCAGGCAAGCGGUCUGGUGCUAGACGACCUGGUGGACGGCAGCGAGCUGCGCAGAGGCAGACCCAGCUGGCCCUCACUGAGGAACUCGGCGAGCAACGUGGCCCUUAAUGAUGUGUCCAUGAUUAUGUCAUCUGUCUUUACUCUCCUGCACCGACACUUCGGCAGCCAGCUGUACUACCUUCGCAUACUCCAGCUAUUUCAUCAGGUUUUGCACACAACAUUUCUUGGGCAAGUUUUGGAUCUAAAAUCUCACAAUUCUGAUGGAAAACCUCAGCUGGAGUUGUUCACCAUGAACCGAUAUCGCAGCAUGGCUAAAUACAAGACUGGGUUCUACACCUUUUACUUCCCUGUCUCCAUCGCUAUAAUCAUGGCUGGCUGCAAUGAUGUGGACGAAAUGACACAGCUUGAAGAUAUUUUGUUUGAGAUGGGAAUAUUCUACCAAAUUCAGAAUGAUUACUGGGACUGCUACCAGGAUUCAGGGUUGACCGGAAAGAGUGGUAAUGAUGUGAAGGAAGGCAAGUGUACGUGGCUGUCAGUGGUUGCUUUACAGUCAGCUUCAGCCAAACAAAAAGCAGCGUUUCAGGAGUGCUACGGGCAUCCACUCUGCUCCCACACAUCUGUUGUCAAGGAUCUCUACGAAGAACUGGACAUCCACAGCAAGUACAAGGACUAUGAACAGAAGACUUACGACAAACUGUUCGCCAAGAUAUGUCAAGUACAACACUGUGUGCCACAUCAUGUUCUCUUUAGCAUACUGAAUAUGUUGUUUAGGAAAAGAACUGAUGUUGGCCUUUACCGGUAAAUGUGCGAAGAAUCAGUGUAACAUAUGUAUAUCAUUUUCUCCCAAGAAAUAUCAAUUAGCUAGAGGCAUGUGGCUAAAUGAAAACUGCAAUAAUUAAAACAUAACAGGCCAAUAGUGGUAAAGUACAAUAGAAAUCAUUACUUUAAAUUUUAAUUUGCUGAACUUAUUAAAAGAAAGUUUUACCGUUAAAUAUGCAAUUAUUAUAAUGCACAAGCUAUAUAGUUUGUAGACUGUCAAUGCUGUGGUUAAAACAGUGAGUCAAGACACUCAGAGGUGCAGUUUCAAAGGGACACUGGAAGAAGAAAUAUUUUUGUCACCAUUAAGAGAAAAAAUUUAUUGUCAGGAAUAUUUACAGUGCAACAAUUAAGUACAUAUUCACCCCUAGGUAUCAUUACACCAGACAUCAGCCAUCUUUCACACAGCAUGAAUUAGAUUUAAGCACUAAAUUUAUUCUGAAAAACAUAAUACAGUCAUACUGAUGAUCAUGUAUCCAAACAAUAACACUCUUAACUAAUAACAAUUAUAAUCAUAUUUGGGCACAGGGAAGACAAAUAUUACGGAAAGGUCAUCUUUACGCACAUAAACACUUCCCUACCUCAGAAAUGUGGAAGUGUCCCAAAUAUCACAAAUGACAGGCCACAUCUAACUUCAAUCAAGCUGCUUCAAUUCAGUAAGCUGGCAUCGAUCAACCUGCUUCUAUUCAGAUUUUUACCUGCUAAAUACUUGUUUCCUAACAUGUCUGUACAAUCUUAACUGAGUACAUACAGUGUACAUUCAUACAGCAGCUUUUUACGUGUUUGUAUUAAACGUUUCUACUUUAGCUGAAUAGUAUUUCUUGUUUUCAAUCUCCUGGUGCAGGAUUUAAAAAAAAAAGUGAGCAGCUUAAUGAUUUGUCUGAAAAUAAGUUAACAGGCUUAGUAUAAAUUUUUGACGAACAUCAAUAAAAUAUCAACUUAUUCUAGUUUUUGAAACUUUUUUAUUUUGUAAAUUAUAGUAUGCAGUUUAUGUGGAAAAUGCGAAGUUUUUAAUCAACUAACAUAUUUAAAAAAAUGCAUGUAAAACUAAAAUGUACAUUCUUAAAAUUUACUUUGAAAAUAAAUUAAUUUCAAACUAAA